Messenger RNA from Letharia columbiana, 162 nucleotides. RefSeq lists its product as uncharacterized. The coding region runs from base 1 to 162 and encodes 53 amino acids. Lineage: Eukaryota; Fungi; Ascomycota; Lecanoromycetes; Lecanorales; Parmeliaceae. The record is from RefSeq and is a predicted model, not a curated record. The transcript is spliced from 2 exons.
AUGCACGCCCAGAACAUCUUCGCCUUCCUCGCCCUCGCCGUCGUGGCCAUGAGCGCCGCUCUCCCUGCAGCAGCCGUGCCUGCACCGGACGCUGAGAUUGUGCGGAAGAGCGAGGCUUCGGCUGACGACGUGGACAUCACGCAGAUUGGAGACGGGUACUAG